AACUGUCUACGUAUUCAUACUCAUUCAUAAGAUUUAUGUGUUUUACAGUUUGCGUUCUCGGCACAAUAAAACAUAACUGAGUAAACAGCUGAAGAGUUUUGAUAACAGCACGUAGCCGUUUAUCUAGUCUAUUCCACACUGCAUGGUGACAGUUAUGUCUCAGAAUUAACUCUCAUUAAAAAAAUUGUGUGUGAAUUUUGAAAAAGCUUCAAAGUUCAACAACAGUGAACAGGUUCUGUAACAUGACAAUAAAAUAAAAAUUAAGAUUUGCAGCCUUGGGUUCAUAUCACAUCUGAAACUUCUUCCUCUUCCUCCUCUGCCUGCAGCCUGUUGAACGCACCUCCGGCUGCAGACGACAGUUUGCUUUCAGAUCAAUCAGUAAAAGAUGUGCAGAUAACAGUCGGUGAUCGAGCGGGACGCCACUGAGCGCUGUGGAUGUAUCUGACCAACUGAAGCUACUUUUUGGGCGUAAUUCCUCCUUUAGCAGCCGGAAAUGAAACAUUCCAGACAUCUGAUUUUAUCGAGAUGUGCGUCUGCAUGAGAAAUGUAAGGCUUCCGUACGCGCAAUGAUUGCGCACAUCUUUUUGCUGGAACGUGUGUGCGUGUGCUGCGAAGAGCUCGGAUCCAACAAACACUGAGGCCUGAGGAACUCCACAGCAGCCCAGUUGGACCGUCCGUACACUUUGACACUGAUGUUUCCCCACCUGGAUCCAGGAGACACACCUGAGCCGAAACCAACAGAACUGAGACAGCGUGUUUAUGAAGGGCCACAUUCAGCAGCAGGUGAAAAUGCCCCGACGGUUGAAUCCCCCUGGUCGUGUCACCAUCACCAUCACCGUCUUCCUUCUCAUUGGGCCGUAUGGGAUAUACAGGAUCCACCAGUCCUUGCUCCAGAUCAGACUAAGUACUGAACCUCAGAUCAAAGUGCAACCCACAGUGCCUCCUCAGUGUGCUGCAGGAAAACUGGUUUCUCAGGGGGAAAAGAUGUCUCUCGUAUCAGUCAACACGACGAAGACGUUGCUGGUAUCAGCCUAUCAGGAGCACCGCAGAGGAAACAAGGAGGUUCGUGUUAUUGCAGUGGUGCAGAGGAGCGAGGCAGUCGACUACCACUGCCUCCUCUGUUGUCAGGAUCAACUGCACAUCUCAAACGGUGUCUGCAGUAUCCACACGGACCACUUUGACUUUGCAUAUGGGACAGCAGACAUCAUGUGUCCUCUCCCCUCAGCCUGUGAGACUGUGUCUCAUAUCACUGUGAUCUCUGCUGCAGCCAAGACUGAAGAUAAACUGGACAAAGAGUUUAUAGAGGUGAAGAACCAGAAGCCGGAAAGUGACUCCUUUCCUCACAACUUCACCGUCUGCCUCUCCACCAUGUUCGAUUUCACCAACGCUCUGCAGCUGGUCCAGGGUUUGGAAAUGCUGCAGUUACUGGGAGUGGACCGAGUUGUCAUCUAUAAGACCAGCUGCAGCCCUGAAGUACAGCUCAUACUGGACUACUACACCCACAAAGGUUUAGUGGAGGUGAUUUCUUGGCCUGUGUCCAGAUUUCUGAAGGUAUCUCGAGGCUGGCUGCCUGAAGUGGAUCCAGGUGACAUCCACUACUUUGGCCAGAUUCCUGCUCUCAGUGACUGUGUCUACAGAUACAUGUACCUGUCCAAAUACGUGGCCUUGCAUGACAUUGACGAGCUCAUACUGCCCCAGUCAGUCGACAGCUGGUUGGAGUUGUUGCCACUGCUGGAGACGAAAUAUGGAGCUGACCUGUGUUACAUGUUUGAAAAUAACGUGUUCCCCAACACCAUGCAGCCUCAUUCCAAAACCCUGCCAAGCCUCUGGCCCAAUGUGUCCGGGGUGGACAUCCUGGCUCACCUGUACCAGGAGCCUGUCAUUAAGGAGACUUUUAGCUUAAACUUCAAGAUCAUUGUCAACCCCCGCGUUGUGUACACUCCCACCGUCCAUGGAUUGCUGGCCUCAGAGAAAGGCUGCGCCUGGGUUGACAGGAAUAUGGCGCGGAUGUACCACACAAGAGCUCCGAAACAACCCGACCUGAGCCCAGACCAGCUGAUCUAUGACGACAGACUGAUGAGCUACAGCGCCCGCCUCAUACCAGCUGUAAGUACCGUGCUCAGUAAGAGUGGACUUCUACCAAAGGGCAGCAAACAGUAGCCACUGUUCAUGUGUGUCAUAGACUGUAUAUGAAAAGCUGUGUGUGUACACUCCUGUACUGUACUAUCCUUGUGAGAAACAAUCUGACAUUUGGGAAGUGAGGGAAUUUUGUCCAUUCAAGACUUGAUUUUCUGGCUAAGGAUCCUUCUAGACAUGUUUCAAGACACAAAAAUACUCUUUGAAUAAUGUUUAGUGUGUGAUGUGGUUUUUCCACAAAAAAAAGUUCUGUUACCUCCUUUAAAACUUGGUUUUUACAGUUAUUAUGAAAUAAUCAGUGUGUGUGUGGUUGUUGGUGUAUGUGUCUAAGUCUAAACCCAUAACCAUGUAUGUGUGUGUGUGCUGAGACUAAUCUGUCUCCUAAAACUCAGGACGUGGACUUAAAAGAACCAAGAAGCUUCAUCUUUUCAACACAGGGAGAGGAAUUAUUCCACAGGGAUUUAUGUUUGAAUCAUUUAAGAGAAGAUAAAAUACACCUUUAUUGGACCCACAAUUGGGAAAUUGCAUUUAAUUGCAUUUAAAUUGCAUUUAAUUGCCUGAUGUACGUGGAUUUUUCUUGGAGAUCUAACUGUAUGUGAAUGAGCGUAGAGAUUCUUGAAGGUCACAUCCUCACGCUAACAUGGUCUCUCAGAAAGCUUCAUGCACUUCAUCUUCAAAAAACGCUUGAAGAUGCACAGAACUGACUUGCACAGUAAACAGCACUGGUCAAGUGGCUGAGUAAGGCCACAAGGGAGAAGUGACUGUGUUUGUGGGACAGUUCACACAGUAUAGAAGACAGGAAAUGAGGGAGAGAGAGAUGGAGAAUAAGACAUAAUAAAGGUAUCUGACACUGGUUCAUGGUGCUGCCCUCACAGACGUCGUUUGCAAAAUAUUUACAUUUGUAAAUGACUCGGUAAAAUAAUCAGAUGGUUUUUUUAAUGGAGCUUCCUUUUUGCACAAAAGGCGGUUUAGACUUCAUGUGUCAUGUCAUGUCUGUCAUUUCUGUCCUUGCUUCACUUGUUUGGGGUUUUUUUCAGCUUUAUACUGGAUCAUUUUUCUUGGGUGAUUGAAAAGUGAUUAAUUCUGUUUAGAUUGAUUUGAGAAGCAGGAUUUUAAAUGUUUGCAGACAGUGAAACAUUUUUCUGUUUCAGAUACACCACUUCAGUUUCAGUGAACGGACCUUUAAACUGAUUUCAUUUACUUUUCAUAGGUUGAUGUGAUUUUAAAGGACAAUCCAUAUGUAAUGUUAGACCACAGAGUAAAGUGUGGUCAGCAUUAGGACGUUUUGUACAAAGAUGAAGGAAACAUAAAGAUAAACUUGAAACUGUUGCUGCAUUUUUUUUUUAUUAAUUGAACUUUUGUUUAUUAAGUUAUUGUGGAGCAUCACUAUCUGGAGCAAAUGCUGUUGUAAAUGACCAAUAAAGGGUUUGGACUGGAAGACA
This is a messenger RNA of Toxotes jaculatrix (banded archerfish), 3578 nucleotides long. RefSeq lists its product as uncharacterized. The transcript has 11 exons. The record is from RefSeq and is a predicted model, not a curated record. NCBI's taxonomy places the organism in Eukaryota, Metazoa, Chordata, Actinopteri, Toxotidae. Bases 760 to 2160 code for a protein of 466 amino acids.